Triticum turgidum subsp. durum (durum wheat) is the source of this 4065-nucleotide messenger RNA. NCBI's taxonomy places the organism in Eukaryota, Viridiplantae, Streptophyta, Magnoliopsida, Poales, Poaceae. The record is from the annotation of a GenBank genome assembly.
AUGGAGGCCGCGGCGGCGGCGGCCUCCGACGAAACCCUAGCCGCUGUCUUCGCCCAGCUCAAGCCCCACACAAUCGCCCUCCUCGACGUCCUCCGCAGCCGCUCCCCCGCCUCCAAUUCCGCCGCCGCCUCCUCCCUCCGCGCCAUGGCCGCCUUCCUCCGCUCCGUCCCUGCCCCCGCCUUGCAGCCCUGCUUCGACUAUACGGCGUUUCCAUUGCUCAUGCUCCUAGAUGCAGCGGUGCAGUGCAGGAAGGAAGGCAAGGCAGCAGGGCAGGGUGUCGGGGAGCUCGACAUCACGGAUGCCAUCGCCGAAGGUGGGCUCGCUUGCCUUGAGUUGCUCCUCACCAAGUGCCGCCUCACCUCGCUCAAUCAGAUGGUCGCGUUGCUGAAAAAGUUGACAUCUGGGGCAAUACUCUCACCUACGGAGGCUUCUGAAGAAUUCCGCCUAGGCAUUGUAAGAUGCUUCAGAGCCAUGAUUCUGCAGCUGCAAUCAUGCUCGGAUAAGUCCUGUUCGUGUAAUCAAGCAACUGUAUUACCUACGACCCCAAUCAUUCUAAGUUCGGAAAUUGGUAGUGUGGUUCAUCCAAAGCAUUCUGCAAAACCAGAGGAGUGCUUGCUUGCAUUCCUCCGAUCGGAAAAUGCUUCACCUGCUGUCGGACAUUGGCUUUCACUUCUUCUACAGUCAUCAGAGUUUGAGGCAUCAAGAGGACACCGUGGCAGCGCAGGUGUUAGAAAGGAAUCAUUGCUCGCAUUGCGCGUUCUUAUUGCCAAGGUAGGUUCUGCUGAUGCACUUGCCUUUUUCCUUCCUGGUAUCGUCAGUCGUCUUGGAAAGCUUCUCUACACAUCUAAGACAAUGAUUAGCGGUGCUGCUGGGAGUGCUUUGAGCAUUGAGCAAGCCAUUCUUGGAUUGACUGAGGCUUUGAUGAUAGUCCUAUGUGACAAGGAAAAUUUCAGUGCACUUGAUAUUCCUAGUGACAGUAGUUCUGCCCAAUGUUCUGGUGGCAGUGGUUCUAGUGACCAUGUAUUGCAGAAGCUUCGCCAGUUGCCAACCAAAACGUUUUCUGAACAGACAGGCAAUUCUGAAACUACAGAAGACACUACCUCUGAUAUCAGUAAUAACUCUGCUGAUAGAAGAGCACUGCAUGUAAAACGCACAAGAAAAUGGCUCAAGGAAACAGCAACUAAUGUUGGCAAAUUGUUUACAGAGACAUUUCCACAUCUUUCUGUUCACUCAUCUGAGAAAGUAAGGAGGUCGGUGGUUAUUGGUGUAAGGGGGCUGUUGUCUAGUUGCAGCCUCACAUUAAUGAGAAGCAAGAUGUUACUUGUGGAGUGCUUAUGUGUUCUAGCAUGUGAUGAUGCGGCAACUGUGUCUGAGGCUGCACAAGAUUCUCUUGAUUAUCUUUUCAUGAAGGGUCAACAUUUUCUAUCAGGAAAUGAGGUUUCUGAUAUAUUUACCAGGUUGCUUGAAAAGUUACCGCAAGUGGUACUUGGAAGCGAGGAGAUCACUGCCCUUUCUCAUGCCAGGAAACUGUUGGCUCUAACUUUCUAUGCCGGCCCUCAGUUUCUGAUGAAUCACCUUCAUCGCUCUCCUGUUGUUGCUGCUCGCUUCUUCGAUUGUUUGGGUUUAUGCAUUAGUCAUAGCUCACAGUUUUCUGGUUCCAUGGACAAGCUGAUUGUAUCAAAGCCACUAUCUGUUGGAUAUCUGUAUUCAGUUGCUGAGUUAAAGAAUGGAGCCUAUGUUAAUGAUACAAGUCACAGUUCUCACUCUCAGUAUGCAACGUCUUCAUCUGCAGGCCCAAAAAUAUCUGUUAUUGGGGACAAUGGUUUGCCAAAUGCAAUAAAUGGUACAGUUGAAUAUGAGCUCCCCCAUGUACCUUCAUGGUUUGUUCAUGCAAGUAGCCAGAGGCUAUACUCCGCUCUGGCAGGAAUCAUAAGGCUGGUUGGUCUUUCAACAGUUUCAGGGCAAGGAACCAGUGCAUCUUUAUCUGUUUUUGUUGAUAUUCUACUCAAUCAGUUCCGGAGGUUAAGCACUGAGCUGCGCGCUGAAGACACUCACAGAUAUGGUGUGCAGAGGUGGUACAUGAAGAGUGAUUCUGGACAAAAACUGCGCCAGGCAAGCUCUGCUGUUUGCAUGCUCAAUGAGCUCAUAUAUGGUCUGUCAGAUCAGUCUCUCUCUGUGUGUUUGCAAUUAUUCAACAAGAGUUCAGCACAAGUGGUAAGGGUACCUGGUCAAAAUGACCACUUAACUUCAAGUGGUCUACAUAGCGGAGUAAGAGAAGUUUGGAAGAUAAGUGAGCGAAUGGACACUGAAGACGAUAUUAUUCACUGUAUUGGUAGUAUACUACAUGAGUAUAUGUCUCCGGAAGUGUGGGAUCUUCCAACAGAACAGAACUCUGAGCUAUGCCUAGCAGAACUUAAUGUUCCAAUGCAUUUCUUCCGUGAUACAACUGCACUACAACAAGUAAUGCUUGACGGGAUUGGGGUCUUUGGUAUUAUUCUUCAUCAAGAUUUUGCACAGAGUGGGUUUAUGCACUCUUCACUUUAUCUUCUACUCCGGAAACUUAUCAGCUCAAGUGCGCAAAUUAGAAUUGCGUCAGAUGCUGUCUUAAGAACACUUGCUGCCGCUGGUGGUUACUCUACGGUUGGCCAAUUCGUUGUGGCAAAUGCAGAUUACAUUGUUGACUCUCUUUGCAGACAAUUGCGCCAUCUAGACCUCAACCCCCACGUCCCUGAUAUUCUCGCUUCCAUGCUGUGUUACAUUGGUGCUUCUCGUGACAUUUUACCAUUUUUGGAAGAACCGAUGCGGGCAGUUUCUUCAGAGCUGGAGGUUCUUGGUAGGCAUGAUCAUCCCCAUCUAACUGUUCCAUUUCUGAAGGCAGUCUUUGAGAUCGCCAAGGCAUGUACUCAUGAGUCUAUUAGCUUACCAGAUGAGGUGCAAUCAUUUUCUGUGAAGGUCAGAUCAGAGCAUCAAGCAGUCGAAAGUUUGAUAGAGAAGAGAAGAGAAACCAGCGUAAUGCCUGGUACAAUGGAUGUUGAUGCCCAGCCUGAUUUUCUGAGCUUGGAAUAUUGGGAGGAUUUACUUUGCAAUCUAAAUGAUAUGAGAAAAUACAGGAGAAUAGUUGCAUCUCUUGCUGGGUCUUGCUUAUCAGCUGCCACCCCACUUCUCUCCUCAACCAAGGAAGCAGCAUGCCUUGUGGCCCUAGACAUCGUGGAGAAUGCUGUUGUAUCUAUUGCCAAGGUUGAGGAUGCAUAUAAGUGUGAAAAUGAAACCAAAGCUGUUAUCAAGGAGGCAGUCCAGCAAUUGUCCUUGGAUGAACUUCUUGAUGAUAUGGACACUGCUGAAGAUGUUGACGAGAAUAGACUACUCCCAGCUAUGAACAAACUAUGGCCAUACCUGGUUAUCUGUCUUAAGAACAAGAUCUCAAUGCCUAUUGUCAGAAGAUGCACACAAGUUUUAGGCAGAACCAUUCAAAUAUCUGGUGGUAUUUUUUUUGUACGCCGGUUUCAUAAGGAUGGAUAUAUUAUUUGGAGGUUGCUGGCCUUGUCUCCAUUCCGACGGAAAACACUGUCAUCGAUGGAUGAAAAAGCAAUUAUUUUACCAUAUAGGAAUACCUCACUUACCUCAGAGGAACCUAUGGCUGAGAUAUCCAGCCAAAAGAUUCAGAUUGCAGUCUUGGACAUGAUCACUGAAAUAUCUUCCCACAAAAGGAGUGCUAUUGCAUUGGAAAGUGUGUUGAAGAAGAUCUGUGGCCUUGUGGUAGGGAUUGCUUAUAGUGGUUUGAUAGGUCUGCGAGAAGCUGCUAUGAGGGCAUUGACUGGACUUGCCUGUAUGGAUGAUGACCUCGUGUGGCUUCUUCUGGCAGAUGUGUAUCAUUCACUGAACCAAAGGGAUAUGCCCUUGCCACCUGUUCAAGAUCUGGUGGAGUUAUGUGAUCUUUUGCCCCCUCCAAUGUCCUCAAGAGAGUACCUCUUUGUGCAGUAUGGUGGUGAGGGUGUUAGAUAUGAUAUAGAUCCUUCAUCUGUGCAUGAGGUGUUCAAAAGGAUGCAGGACACAGUUUUCAAAUGA